Microthlaspi erraticum is the source of this 2205-nucleotide messenger RNA. Lineage: Eukaryota; Viridiplantae; Streptophyta; Magnoliopsida; Brassicales; Brassicaceae. The record is from the annotation of a GenBank genome assembly.
AUGGGAAUUGAAGCUAAAGAUGUCUGCGUGAUCGUCUGGAGAAUCAUCAGAUUCUCAACGAACACGACUUGCAGAUACGUUAAGAGAUAUCCAGUUGCUUCUGGUGUUUCCGCGUUUAUAAUCCUCCUGUACACUUUCCUUCCAUGGAUUUUCUAUUCCAUGCUCUGUUCUUCUCCGUUUAUCGCUUGUGCUCUGUUUUAUCUCCGAAAUUCGAAAACCGGUGAUUCCUCAUCGGAAGAAGAAAACAGAACGAAUCGUGGGUUACCGUCGGUUUCCGAUGAAGGAAAGAGAUUAGCGGAGAAGGCUGAGUUAAAGCACCAACGAAGUGUUCGACGAAAUGCGAGAAGGAAAGUUGAAGAGGUUGGGAAAGAUUGGGACUCGUCUCAAGCUAGCGAGGACGAGAGAGGGAAAGUCAUUCUGACGACUCUCUACGGUGAAUUACCAGAUCUGGAGACGUUCAAGAGAGAAAGGACGUUGCUUGUCGCGGAAGAAAGCUUCGUGGAGUCUAACCUUGACAACGAAGGAUAUGUUGUUGUUGGUGAUGAUGAAACUGAAGGAGAAUGUUCAUCAUCAUCGUCAUCAUCAGAAGAAGGAGAAGAAGAAGCAGAGGAAGAAGAAGAAGAAGAAGAAAAGGAAACAAACGCGGUGAUAGUAGCGUGGACAGAGGAUGAUCAGAAGAAUCUGAUGGAUCUUGGGACAUCUGAGAUCGAACGUAACAAGAGGCUAGAGAGUUUGAUAUCCAGAAGACGGUCAAGGAGAUUUUUUCUGUUAGCAGCAGAGAGAAGCCUGAUGGACAUGGAAGUUCCUCGGAUUUGUAUUGGUCGAAACUACUACGGUUUCGAUAAAGAAAGCUACGAGACCGAUGGGCUUAUCAUGCCAGGCUCUGCACCUUCCGUUAUGUUACCGAGAAGAAACCCAUUUGACCUUCCUUAUGAUCCUCUGGAAGAGAAGCCGAAUCUCACCGGAGAUAGCUUUCAGCAAGAGUUUGCGGAAGCUAACCCUAAAAUCUUCUUCUGCCGCCAUGAGAGCUUCCAUCAGAGACCUCAAAAUGAUCCUAAAUUGGCUUCUUUGUGGAGAAACACUGUUGAUGGUAGGCCUAAGCCACUGCAAGGAAGCAACGUUCAACUUCCUCUAAUGAAGGAAAGAGAUGAUAUGGAGGCAGGGGAGGUACGGAUAGAGACUGAUGCCAUCAGAAACGAAGAUGAUAGUGACUCGAACAUGACGCUAUCUCCUCGAGAAAGAGAGAAAGAUUUCAGUGUAUCUGACCAGUCAGAUGCUUCUGAGACGUUCUGCAAACGGAAUGGUAAUGUUGGGAGAUCUCUUGCGGGUUUAGUGCCUAGAAGCAAGGGUUCGAGGAGUUCAGUAGCGACCGCGAGGCAAAGAUACGUGGAGCAUUUCGGUUACAGCACAAGGAAAUGCCAUAUGGUGUCGCAUUCUGUGGACUCUGAUCUUCAGGUUGAGGUUUCUGAGCUCGGAUCACCUCCUACUUCAGUUGAUGGGAAUGAUUCCUCUGAUGAAGAGAGGUCGUUGUUUAUUUAUGAAUCGGAAAUUGGAAAAGAAAUGUUACCUGUGGAGAAAGAUGAUGAUCAAGAUCUUGAUGAAACAGAGUCUUUAGCUUCUCCAGAUAUUGAAGAAGCAAGAAAGUUUGAUCCUUUGGUUCCUCAACUUGAUGAAGUAAAAAAAGCAAAGGAGUUGAAGAAACUUGCUGAAAACUCAGCUGAUGAGAUAAAGAUAAGUUAUGACUCUGACGAACAUGAACCAUCCGAGAGGACUGAUCAAGAAUCUGAAGAACCUUGUGAGAGAAACGUUGGAGAAGAGAUGCAACAACUCGAGGUUUCUGAUGUGAAUCAUCAUGGAGACUCUGAAGAAUCUGCUACUUCUCCAAGAUCGGUGUUACCAGACAUGUCACCUUUAGACCAGACUCAUUCUGAGGAUCCGGAUCUUACAUCAGAUGGUCAGCUUCGAAAUGUGGAUCCACCUGCAGAGUCAUCUCAUAAUCAAUUAGAUGAACAUUCUGAGCCAACUGAAGAAACUACAGUAGAAACCGUUUGCUUGGAUGCCACGGGACCAAUUCUGGAGAGUCAAGAGGGAUCUGAAGAAACAUUCAAUGCUGAGUCUAAAUCUGCAGAAGACCACAAACCACUGUUCAUUGAUCCAUCUCCAGAAGAACUAAAAGGCAAUCAAACCGAUGCUGGAAGAAGUUGA